Molecule: messenger RNA, 1606 nt
Organism: Aaosphaeria arxii CBS 175.79
Lineage: Eukaryota; Fungi; Ascomycota; Dothideomycetes; Pleosporales
Exons: 2
Coding region: 74-1468 (464 amino acids)
Biological process (GO): sphingosine biosynthetic process
Cellular component (GO): intracellular membrane-bounded organelle; membrane; cytoplasm
Source: RefSeq, a predicted model, not a curated record
AAUUUUGGCUCCCGCAGCGCGAAAGUCGACACUCGCAAUUCACCAACCAACAAACUACCAAAUUCCACACAACAUGGCCGAUGCAGAGUCGAAAGCGCCGCCGGCCGGCGGUGCAUCUGCAGGUUCCUCGAAGCCACCGAAACCUCCGAAUCCGGUGUGGAGGAUGAUGGGCCUUCCGAACAUACGGAUGAGGUUACCAUCGCGCAAUUGGAUGAUCUUUCUUGGUAUAACUGGCUCCUGGACGGCUGCCGUCGUCUACGACCGCCGCGAGAAGAGGCGGAUACAACGCAAGUGGACGAAACUCGUCGAGCACAUCGCCUCCGAAACCCUCGACGACAAGACGCUGCCCCGAAGACUCACAGUAUAUCUGUCUGCGCCUCCAGCAGAUGGCCUAGUGCCCGCCCGCGAUCACUUCCACGAGUACGUCAAACCGAUACUCGUCGCUGCGGCGCUCGACUGGGACGCAAUCGAGGGUCGGAGGGAAGGAGAUGUGAGGGCCGGAUUGGCAGAAAAGAUAAGGCGGCUCAGAAAGGUCAAUGGAGAGCCUAGCGAUGAGCCACUCGAGGCUGAUUUACAGCUUGUCUUGGAUGAAGCUAGGCGGAGAUCUGGUGUACAUGAAUUCGACGGAGUACCUGGAGACAUCGUCAUUGGAAGACACACCUGGAAGGAAUACGUCAGAGGGCUGCACGAGGGUUGGUUAGGGCCUUUGAAUCCGCCCAAAGCUCCUGUCACGGAAGAACCAUUUGUACCUGUAGCUGAGACACCGUCGCCCGACCCAACACCGGUCACCACACUCGAAGCUGUAACUGCAACCGAGUCUACAUCCGACGACGCAUCACCAACAGCAACACCAGAAGCCGAAAAGCCAAAGGAGGAGGAGAAGCCCAAGGAAGACGAGAGCAAAUCCAAGAAGAAGAAACAACCACCCCCAUUCAACACCACCGCCGACUAUGGAACCUCCACCCUCUCGCCAAACUGCCCCGCUGCUCUCGGUCCCGCUGCCGUCAUCCCUCUCCCCCACCUCCUCGGAUUCUUCAACUUCCCCAUCCGCAUGUACCGCUUCCUGAACAGACGGCAGGUUGCAGAUGACAUUGGCCGACAGACCGCAGCUGCUGUUCUGGCGGCAUACCGACCUUUCGACGCUGCUGGCGCGUCCGCAUCUGACUCUGGAGACGCCGUAGACCAGUGGGAGCAACAGAAGCUGCUCGCCCACGAAGAGCCAGACUGGCACAAGACGGUCCGCGAGCGAAAGGAAGACGACGACAGGGAACGAACAUGGUUAGACGACAUGGUUCUCGAUCCACGCAUCGCCGAACGCAUGAGGAGGUUCCAGCUCAACGUCGAGGACGAAGAGCGGGCGAACCGUCUGUCAGCAGAGAACGAGAAGGAGUCCGCUUGGUGGAAGGGCAUCUGGCCUAAAUCGGAAGAGAAGAAGAACCUCUGGGAGGGCUUAGAAGACACCGAGUGAACUGGAAAGUUUGAAAUGAAAAAAAAGGCUUCUUGAUUUGGGGUAACUAUAUAUGACAACGUAUUGGCGUAUGUAUUUGUAUGAGUACAAUUGUAGCAUUAGGGUGGUUGGCCCAAAGACUCUAGAUACCUCAAUUCU